GCACUGACGGACGGAGAGCGGUUUGCAACUGCUGUUUCUUGCCUGUUGCUGGAUCAGCCGUUCGACCGUCAGCGUCACUACGUUUUGUGCGCCGGGGAGGGAGCAACAACAACCUUGACCUAACGUGAUGUGCAGAGGCGAAUUGGCAAUCUAAAAGCCCGUAUUGUUUGGGUGAUCCGCGUUGAGGAGACAUUCAGCUUGAAGCGAACGCGCGCGUCGUCUGCUUCACUGCCGGCAUCGUCUGGUACGAAAGACUGACUUGCAGCCGGCUUUUGUUGCGUCAGAUUGCCGUCUAUUCGAAAACCGAACGGCGCCAUCGCAACCGGAAGCGGUGGAUCAACGGGAGCUCUUAUCGUCGGCUGCCCAAAGUUUGCGCGCAGGAUGGACUACCUGAGGGACCCGAGGAUCUGCAAGAACCUGGCGUUCAGCGCCCGGGACCGCGACAACAUGUCCCUGCGCGGCCUGAUCCCGCCGGCCGUCCGCUCUGUGGAGACCGAGCUGCAGGCGGUCAUGGACAAUAUUAAGCUGUACGAGUCGGGGCUCGCAAAGUACCUCUAUCUGCGGGAGCUGCACGACUACAACGAGAAGCUCUUCUUCCGCGCGCUGAAGGAGUACACCGAGGAGCUGAUGCCGCUGGUGUACACGCCCGUGGUGGGCGAGGCGUGCCUCAAGUACAGUCUCAUCUACCGUCGUCCCAAGGGACUCUUCCUGACGGCGCAGGACGCGGGCAAGCUGUACGAAGUGCUCGGCAACUGGCCCGAAAAGCAGGUCGACGCUAUCGUGGUGACGGACGGUGAGCGUAUCCUGGGUCUCGGUGACCUGGGAGCCAACGGCAUGGGCAUCCCCGUCGGAAAGCUGGCGCUGUACACGGCGCUGGCCGGCAUCCAUCCCGAGCGGACCCUUCCCGUCAUGCUAGACCUUGGCACAAACAACGAGAUUCUGCUGGCCGACCCGUACUACAUCGGUCUGCGUCAGAAGAGAAUCCGCGGUGCCCAGUACGACGACUUCGUGGACGAGUUCAUGCAGGCGGCCGUCAAGAGGUUCGGAAAGAACUGCCUAAUCCAGUUCGAGGACUUCGGCAACCGAAACGCCUUCAAGCUUCUCGCCAAGUACAAGAACAGCUACUGCACAUUCAACGACGACAUUCAGGGUACCGCAUCGGUGGCUGUGGCCGGUCUCCUAGCAAGCAUGCGCAUCACCAAGACACCGCUGUCUUCCAACAAGAUCCUCUUCAUGGGAGCUGGAGAGGCCUCCCUGGGCAUCGCCGAACUACUCGUCAUGGCGAUGGUAAAAGAGGGUGCCACUGAGGCUGAUGCCAGAAAUAGCAUCUGGAUGCUCGACUCCAGAGGACUCAUUGUCAAGGAUCGCGCCCCGAACGGCGACAGUACGCAGUCUCACAAGGAGAAAUUCGCCAAGGACGCCAAGCAGAUGAACAACUUGCUCGAGAUCGUGAAGUUCGUCAAGCCUACCGUUCUCAUCGGUGCGUCGGCGCAAAGCAACGCGUUCAACAAGGAGAUCUUGGAGUGCAUGUGCGCCAACGCCGAGCGACCCGUGGUGUUCGCCCUGAGCAACCCGACGCACAAGGCCGAGUGUACCGCCGAGGCUGCGUACACCUACACAGACGGCAAGUGCGUGUACGCCAGUGGUAGCCCGUUCCCGCCAUUCAAGUACAAGGGCAAGACCUUCUAUCCAGGACAGGGCAACAAUGCCUACAUCUUCCCGGGAAUCGCACUCGCUGUGUCUGCCUGCGGAGUCACCACCAUCAGCGACGAGGUCUUCCUCAUUGCCGCCAAGACGGUGGCCAACACAGUGACGGAGCAAAACCUGAAUGAAGGGCGCGUCUACCCGCCCCUCUCGGACAUCCACGAGGUGUCGUUGAACAUUGCCGCCGAGCUGGCCUCCCACUUCUACGCCACCGGAGUGGCAACCGUCAAGCCUGAGCCCAAGGACAAGAUGGCAUUCUUGCAGAGCAAGCAGUACGACUUCAGCUACCCCGGGACCGUCAAGGUCAAGUAGACGCCCACGGCUGCGCACCACCUCCUUGUCGUUGUAUUUUAAUGUUUUUUUUUUCGUUGUCAUCGUUCAGUCCCAAGAAGUUCCAACGCAGCUUGCAGACGUAGUUACUGGACGCGACGUCUGCAAGCUUGUACGCGCGUCUUUCACGCACCGCCUCGUGUACUGCUGCACACAACGAUCGGAUUACUUAGAUUAUUAUACAGACGAGAAUUACAUAAUCAAUGGCUUGAGAUGUGGCAUCACUCUAUGGCUGUGGCCUUGCUUGGCAGGAAAAGAUAAACCAGAUAAGACCAAGCACGGCUCAUAACCGCUGUACUGUUUGAAUUCAGGUAAAUCUCACCCUGCUUUUUGGUUUCGCCCCGAUGUCCCCAGACGUUUUCUCUCUCUCUCUCUCUUUUCACUUAACAUCAUUUCACUGACGUGGUGCAGUGCACCAACGUUUGUUACGUGCAAUGAAAGGAUAUUCGAGCAGGAGUCACAGCUACGGCUCAUGUAAGCCACUGUGAAUCUUCUUACGAGCUUACCACACAUAAUGUUUAUUGAAAUGCGAAACACAUAAUUUAUUUCUGUACGGUGUUGCGGUUAGAUAGGUUUUGGUAGUUGGAGAGAUCUGUAUGUCGUCAGAAACGACGUUGUUUGCUGCAAAAAAAAAGGAGGGGGGAGUGAAUUAAGCGUGACGGCGAAGGGAGAAUAUAUUGCGACGAUUGUUAUGACUCUAUUGUGAUGAGCCCCGAGGAAUGAAAUCCCUUAUUUGCCCUGGUAAGACAGACAUCCCCGACUUUUUCUUUUGAAAACGUUGUCUGGUGGUCAACAGUGUUUCGGGCUGGCUCCGAAUCAGCGUGAUUUUGUGUAUAGCUAACACACAGACAUUACAGGGCUAGCCUGUUAUUGCACAACUGCUGCGACCUCUCUUUUCUGGUUGGCAUCUUAUUGCCAGGUGGUUGUUAGGACGUCGUAAAGCGCAGCAACAGAAGCAUUAGAGAUAAUUAACCUUGUAUUUAGGAAGACCCAGGCCUGUAUUUUGUUGUUUUUAAUAGUUUUGAGGACUUGAAUGGAAAGCUUGAACCUGACAUAUUAUUUAACUGGUAUUACACGGUAUGGUUUCUUUUUUUUUGUAUAAAGAUUUAAUAUAUAAUGUAUAGAAAGUGCUAUUUCAGGACUUUGUGUGGUGGAGGAUAUUUUCACCAAAUAUUUGAAAUAGUAAAUUCCUGCACAAUGCAAAGAACACGAUUAAAAUCACGCCUAUUAUAACGUCGUACAAUUAACCAUCAAUCCUUCAGUAAAACUAUAUGAAAAACAUAAACAUGAAGUAAGUCACAUAACAUCACGAAAGUUCGCUCGUAUUCCAGCUUUACAUGCUACCAUAUAUAGGUAUAUUGUUCGUGCGGCUGGCACAACAAAAAGCCAUGACGAAGUCAUCAGCUGAGGUAUGAUAUUUGUUCUAGUAAUUUUUUCUUGAAAGACGCUUUAUUUCUACAUAUAUACAUGACACAACUGUCAGAUUUGUGAAUCUGACCUGAGAGCAUUAAGAACCGACUAUAACCCAGUCAAAAUUGCUAUCGACCUGAGAGGUAAUGCAACUUUUGUUUUAACAGUGUGGAUUAAAAGAUUUGCACCUGUUUAGUAACUGCGUAGUUUUUGUUGCCUCAGGUUACUUGCGUGGUGCAUGCGAAGUCAACUUAUUUCCUUGUCAUCGCAGCCUCGAUGAAAUUUUUUCACAAGUGUGCCUGUCUGGUCUCUCUGUCAGCUUCGUGAGCAGCCGAAAUUCACAUAACACAAAGAUGCUUUUGAAAUGAAAGACAUGCUUUGCUUAUAAAGAUGGCAGACUUUCGUAUAACCUUAUUUACUUUAACGCUUAUUCUUACUUGGUGGUCGAGGCGUCUGAGGAAGAUUAUCCGUUAUAUUAGCUUGACUGUACGUUUUAUACCAAACAAAGGCAAAGGAAUGGAUUUUUGUGUUGAAGUAUGUGCAUAUGGUGCAAUAUGCAUGCUGGGAACACUGUAUUUGCAGUUGUGAAGACCCACAAGGGUCAAAUAUGCACGCCGCGACAUUCGAUAGUUCUGUGCGGCUGGUCGACAUAAUAUGUUACACAAGGGGAAGGGCUAAAUUGUUCAAGAAGCACACAGAAAGGCAGGACAGAUGGGUGUGUUUGUAGAAAAGGUUUAGCGCUUAUAACUAGAAUGAAAAAAAAAUGUUUGUCUUUGUGAGGUGAAUUCAACAACUUUCUCAUUUAGUACGGUGCAUCUGAAACCUUUUGCUAAGUGGCGUAACGCAGAAAUUUUUCUAAAGAACCCAGUUUAAUCUGACAAAACACAGUGGUUUUUUCACCGAAUCUGUAACUUGAAAGAAUUUUUUUUCUUUAACGUAGCAAGUCAAAAGUGGUGAGGGCGUGUCGCCGUCUUGCUAUUUAGGUACGCAUAAAAUUGAGUGCAGUAUAUUAAUGAUACAUCAAGGUUCUGUUAUUGUGAAUAUGGUGCUUUUAGAAAGUCCAAAUUGUUGGUUCGAUUAUAUGAUUUCAGAGGCGGCGCCUAAUUAAAGAAGUUUUGAUAGAAUGAAGGAAACGCCCCGGUGACUGUUCUUCAUUAAACCAUAAUAGAUAGUGCUGAAGUUGGAGGCUAAAAAGUGUUUGGUAAAUCUAUGCAUUGUCAUGUUUACCGUAGUGUCUCACGAAAGCAUGUGCUGCGGUAAGUUUCUACACUUGCCUUACAGAUACAAAUAAUUAUCGGUAGUCUGGUACCUAGUUGCGAUUCCGUAGAGUGCCGGCAGUGUGAUAUCUGUUUUAAUAUCGAUUGUACUCGGAAUAUCUGAUGUUGGAUGAGUUCACCUAAAUUUCCUCAUUGCUGCGAGAAAUUGGGAGUGUGGACCCUUCUCCUGAAAAAAAGGCUUUCUUUUUCAAGGAGGCCCGACAUAGAUAAGCAUCGAAUGUAUUAUAUGGAGAAUGACAUGUGUCUGUGAUGAUGUAUCUGUAAAUUGUGGAGCUAACCAAGAAAUUUCUAUUAAAAUAUCGCAGACAUUGCCAUGGCUUCUAGAAGGUGAGAUGCGCACGCAGAAUGAAGUUUAACUUAGUUUGUAAGGUAAUUUCGUGGGAUAUACAAUCGUAUUAGUUUCAACCAAUGUCGGUGUUCUCGUGCACGUUGCUUGUAUUAUCAGAUGGGCGCAAUUAUCUCCUACCAGACAUAUGUCCAAGAGGUACCGAACGAUCUCGCAAGAAGUAUCUACGUGGAGGUGGUAGUAUUAGCGCAGCAAAUGCAAGAUCAAAAAUUAUUACUGCCAUCGUGACCGCUAACUGCAUGAUGUCGUAGCCGUUAUCGUGCUGCGCUGCUGUAAUCUCAUAUUUGAUGUAUUAACUUCCUUUUCCUCGUUUUUUUUUGCAGAUAUGUGAUAGUUGCAAUUGUUAAGCUAGCGAUUCUCAGUGAGUCGAGAUUAUUUACAAACGCUGAGGAUGUUGUAGUUCUAUUUAUUCUAAUAUGAGUGUUAUUACAUAUAUUAUCUUUGUCUCAUCUCAAUUCACUGAUAUAUUUGAACGUAUACUGGAAGUAUAGUUGUCGAGUAAACAUUAUCAGCAUAUAUUGGCCGUCUCCCUUCUCCACUGUGCAGUGCAGGACGAUGGGAAAACGGUGUGUAUUGGUUUAUAUUUAUUUCUAGAACCAUGCUUCGUUCUACAACAGCAACCAAAGCGAGAGGCCAUCAUAGAGCUCACACAUUCUUAAGAGUCUGUCAACCCUUGUAUGCAUCGACAUUAUUACGAUUGGUAAAAAAAAAGCUACACAGAAAUUAAAAAAACGUUGAGCUAAUGUCUACGCUAUUGAUGUCUCUCGCUGAAAAAAUUCGAAACUUGCGCUUGCAAGCAUUUACGUGGAAGCUUCUAGUGAUUACAUUUUUUUUGUUCGUCGCACGCAGUGUUUCAGCAAUUAUAGUCGACGUAUGUGUUUGGUGGUCGUGUCAAAAUGGCUCGUUUCCCUAUUGCGACACUUUGUUGCGGCGGCGUUCACUAACCUACCUGGGCUUAACCAUGUCUCGCCUUGUAUGCAGGAGACGCCGAUGAACAACCGUUACAUGACGUAUUUGUUGCACUGUUUCUUGUAGCUUGCUGGUGUGAACCGCGUGCGCAUAGCUUCCGUCGUCCUUAGAGCGGUGGCUUGCUCUGUUUCGCUUGCGCAAGGCACCGACUGAUUCCGGACAGGAAGCUUCUGUUUAAUCUACGCUGCCGCAUCAGACAGAGUAUCGAUGGUUGGUGAAACCCUCACUUAUAAAUGACGUCACCCUGUUUUGAAAAUGGGCCUCCGUAGCUAACAGCCUCAUGUUAAAGUUGGGUAUUGGGGCUGUUGGUGCCCUCAAUGGCUGUCCAAACGACAGGGUCACGUACGACAGACGAGCAGUUGACGUGUCCACCCAGAGGCCAUUCCUGAGGCUUCAAACGUCCCUUCGUGCUGUUUUAUAGGUACGCUGCGUUAGAGUUUCCUAAUGAAUUUCUCGCUCUGAAAUCAUUAGUGUCACGUGGAGUUAAAGUGAUAGAUUAUCGAAAGGCACACACAAAAAGAAUUUAAUCGUGUGGAGGGUUGAUGUUGAAUUUUAAGUUUUAUUUGAUGACAGACCGGCUCUAAAUGCUCGUGAUAUUGAGUUGGUGUACGUUCUGGUAAUAUAUAGGAGCAAAAGGGAUAUGAGUGACUGGCUUAUGAAAGUCUGCUGACAAUAUGUAUUGUGGGCUGAAAACAUCACAGUAACUUACAAUGAUAGCGAAUAUUGUAGGCUUGAUUUCAGCAAACAGAAGUUUCAAACAACAGCAUGUACAGGGUCAAACAUAACAAAGCUACAGGAAAGCCCAGACCUGCCCUCCUUAUCUGAAGUCUUCGGGAAGUCUCAAGUACAUGCAUCUGGUGAGCAUGAUCGCUAUGAAGGCUGAGAAAUUGCAGUGCCACGUUUUAUGCCCUAUCCCUGAUUUAAAACACUAGCGUGAAUACUUGAAGAACACCUUUAAUUGUGAUCGCAUUCGGGCUCGCAGGUAAAAGUGGCUUGUCAGUUUCGCGGGGUGUGCCAGGGUGCAAAGAUGUCAUGAACUUCAUCGGCGCCUCUGCGAACAAGCGCGAGAAUUCCGAUACAGCUCUCGUUCUAGACAAGGAUGAUGGAGGCUGAGCAUAGCACGAAAUAAAUAAUAAGAAGAAAAACUUCUGUGAUGCUCGUUACUUACUGCGAAGAGUGAGAUGUGUUCGCUUUAGAUGUAUUGUCUGUUGUGGUGCUUUUAAUGGUUUGUGUGGCGUGCGAUGUAUUAUGUCAUCGACAAUUCACAUUGGUUCAUCUCGCUCAGCUGCUGACCUGUGAACGCCUGUAGUGUCCUUAAAAGAUACAUUAGUUUUUUCAACCUUAAUAUAUUAGAUGAUCAUGCACUGCGAGUAGUGAUGCAUAUCCACAAAGCUGUGCAUAUAGGAUAUUCAGCGGAUGACUUAAAAGAACUGCUAUGUGCGUUUCUGUCCGAUGUCCUGGCACUAUACGGCACGCGUAAGCACAUUGAGAAUGCCGUUUGAUGAGCAUGUCAAUAAAGAAAUAUAAGUGG
Molecule: messenger RNA, 7567 nt
Organism: Rhipicephalus microplus (southern cattle tick)
Lineage: Eukaryota; Metazoa; Arthropoda; Arachnida; Ixodida; Ixodidae
Product: NADP-dependent malic enzyme
Biological process (GO): malate metabolic process; pyruvate metabolic process
Cellular component (GO): mitochondrion
Molecular function (GO): malate dehydrogenase (decarboxylating) (NADP+) activity; NAD binding
Source: RefSeq, a predicted model, not a curated record